Laccaria bicolor S238N-H82 is the source of this 699-nucleotide messenger RNA. RefSeq names its product glycosyltransferase family 2 protein. Gene Ontology annotation, molecular function: chitin synthase activity. The annotation marks the transcript as partial. NCBI's taxonomy places the organism in Eukaryota, Fungi, Basidiomycota, Agaricomycetes, Agaricales, Hydnangiaceae. The record is from RefSeq and is a predicted model, not a curated record. Gene Ontology annotation, cellular component: cell septum; cell periphery. The transcript is spliced from 2 exons.
GUCACCUGUUUGCCCGGUUGCUUCACCCUUUACCGCAUCAGAACGUCUGACACCCACAAGCCGCUACUCAUCUCCAACCAACUUAUCCACGACUACUCGGAGAAUAGUGUCGACACACUGCAUAUGAAGAACCUCCUGCAUCUUGGCGAAGAUCGAUACCUCACCACGUUGCUCUUCAAGCACUUCCCGCUCUUCAAAACCCUGUUUAUCCGGGAUGCCCAUGCGUACACCGUGGCUCCUGAUGACUGGAAGGUUUUGCUGUCUCAACGUCGCCGCUGGAUCAACUUGGCCGCUCACAACCUCAGGGAACUCAUCCUCUUGGAGCAGCUUUGUGUUUUCUGCUGCUUCUCGAUGCGUUUCAUUGUUAUGAUUGAUUUGGUUUCGACGCUCAUGCAGCCUGUCCCUGUCGCAUAUAUGGCGUACUUGAUCGGACUGGUGGCCGGUGGGGGCAAAUCCAUCCCCGCUCUAUCGCUCAUCACGAUCGCCGCGAUAUACGGCAUUCAAGCCCUGGCUUUCACCAUGCGACGGAAGUGGGACAUGAUUGGAUGGAUGUUGUUCUACACACCUGCCAUUCCCGCCUUCUCCUCCUUAUACUCGCUCUGGAGGAUGGAUGAUUUCUCUUGGGGUCAAACACAUAUUGUCCUUGGUGAAUCUGGCAAGAAGACGAUCGCUCACGUAGGCUUUCAUCUCUCUUUUUGA